UUUAUAGCACAGAACAUAGAUAUCACUUAUCAGAACCACUCUAGCUCGCUCGUGAAGUCCCUCUUCUCUCUCUCUCUCUCUCUCUCUCUCUCUCUCGUGUUUGUGUGUCGAGAGAGAGAGAGCUUCCUAGUGAAUCAUACGGACUUGAGCAAACUCAAUCCCGCCGACUCUGUUUUUCCUGGCAAGUCCCUUCUCUCUCUCUCUCUCUCUCUCUCGUGUGUGGAGAGAGAGAGCUUUCUUGUGGAUCGUACGAACUUGAUCAGCAAGCUCAAUCCCAGAAGGCUGCCGACUCUGUUUUUCCUGGAAUAUGGAUAAUCGUGUAGAAGAGAGGCUACUUGGAUCAGAAGAGGAAGGUCGUAGCGAUCUAAAAUGGAGGAUUUGGGUUGAAUCCAAAAAGAUAUGGAGGGUUGCAGCUCCUGGGAUUUUAGCCAGAGUAUCGUCAUUUGGCCUUCUGGUGGUGACACAAUGUUUCAUCGGACAUAUAAGUGAAUUGGAUCUUGCAGCCUACGCACUUGUACAAUCACUGACCGUGCGGUUUGUAAAUGGGAUACUAUUGGGAAUGUCGAGUGCAACUGAAACUCUUUGUGGGCAAGCAUUUGGAGCAGAGCAAUACCACAUGAUGGGCAUAUACUUGCAACGAUCAUGGAUUGUUGAUUUUGUCACCGCGACUAUCUUGCUCCCUUUUUUCAUCUUCACAACACAAAUCUUUGAGCUACUUGGUGAAGAAACAGCGAUCUCAGAAGUAGCCGAAACAAUCUCCAGCUGGUUCAUUCCCUUCAUCUACAACUUUGUCUUCACCUUGACCAUCCAAAUGUAUCUGCAAGCACAGCUGAAGAACAUGGUCAUAGCAUGGCUUUCAGUUGGGUCAUUCAUUUUUCAUUUGGCCCUGUCCUGGUUAUUCGUGACGAAACUAAGCCUUGGAAUACCUGGCGCAAUGGGUGCAUUGAACAUAUCUUCUUGGCUAGUGGCGUUCGGAGAGUUUGCGUACAUUUUCGGAGGUUGGUGCCCUCUCUCAUGGAAAGGAUUCUCCAAAGCUGCCUUCUCUGAUCUAUGGCCUCUUAUAAAGCUCUCAGUAGCCUCCGGCAUAAUGCUUUGCCUAGAGUUGUGGUACAAUUCCAUUUUAGUUCUGAUCGCCGGAUACAUGUCAAAUGCAGAGGUUGCCAUUUCUGCCUUCUCGAUCUGCCUUAAUGUCAGUGCUUGGCAGUUCAUGGUGUGCCUCGGUUUCCUUGGUGCUUCAUGUGUGCGUGUUGCAAAUGAAUUGGGAAGAGGUGAUGCGAAAGCUGUGAAGUUUUCGAUUAUAGUUGUUCUGGCUACUUCAGUCCUGCUUGGGUUGGUGUUCUGCAUCCUUUGUUUAAUAUUUGGCAGCAGCAUCGGCUACAUUUUCUCAAGCAAUGAGGAAGUUAUCGAAACUGUUGCAGACCUCUCCGUGUUACUUGCCGUCUCAAUGCUAUUCAAUAGCAUUCAGCCGGUGCUCACGGGGGUGGCCGUUGGUGCUGGUUUGCAGGGUACAGUGGCUGUUAUAAACCUCUGUUGCUAUUAUGUGAUUGGGAUUCCAAUAGGAGUUCUUCUUGCUUAUGUUGCUGAUCUUGAAGUUAAGGGAAUAUGGAUCGGAAUGCUUUCUGGGAUCGCAAUGCAAAUCCUUGCACUAACCUUCAUGGUAUGGAGAACUGACUGGGAGUUGCAGGUGAGUAAGGCAUCCGAACGGCUCGGCCGAUGGUUUUUGAAACCCGAGGAACCAGAUGAAAACCUCAAUAAUCAUGCUUGAUACUUGGGAGAGCUGGAGAUUUCUCGAAGAACUAUCUAUAUCAGUAGAAGGCAUUUUCAUGUUUCAUUAAUUUCUCCGAAUUUUGAUUGUUCUACUCCUAGAGGUUCCAAAACCACCAUAGAAAUUCGUCGGUUUUCGUUAGUUCGGCAAUAUGGGUAAUCCAGACAUGGGAGAUUUGAGUUAAGCUAACUAUGUUUUGCUAACAACUGUGAAAUUGGGGCUCAUAAUUUUGCUACAGUUUGCAAGUACAUACUGCCUGUGCUGCUUUUUGCUAAAGUUAAAGGUUUAGCAAUGCUGUUUUAUUUAA
Molecule: messenger RNA, 2072 nt
Organism: Rhododendron vialii
Lineage: Eukaryota; Viridiplantae; Streptophyta; Magnoliopsida; Ericales; Ericaceae
Product: protein DETOXIFICATION 24-like
Exons: 9
Coding region: 308-1765 (485 amino acids)
Biological process (GO): xenobiotic detoxification by transmembrane export across the plasma membrane
Cellular component (GO): membrane
Molecular function (GO): xenobiotic transmembrane transporter activity; antiporter activity
Source: RefSeq, a predicted model, not a curated record